Molecule: messenger RNA, 3101 nt
Organism: Actinia tenebrosa (Australian red waratah sea anemone)
Lineage: Eukaryota; Metazoa; Cnidaria; Anthozoa; Actiniaria; Actiniidae
Product: major facilitator superfamily domain-containing protein 12
Biological process (GO): carbohydrate transport; transmembrane transport
Cellular component (GO): plasma membrane
Molecular function (GO): symporter activity
Source: RefSeq, a predicted model, not a curated record
UUGUGCAAGGCAUAUUUUAAACGGUUUUUCCCGAAGCUUGCUGCUCCGGUCGAGAUACCCUCAAAUCGCAUUCGAUCAGCCUUUGGAAAGACGUUCCCUCGCUUCAAAGAUCGUUUCGUCUGGAGAUUUUCUUCGAUCAAGGAAUAAAAAAGCUUCAAGCUCGUAGCACCGGACUUUUUCAAUUUCAACCAGAARGAAAAGGAAAAUUUUUUUCCUUCACAGUUCGACGGGUCUUGAACUGCAGACUUUGCAAAAGCUAAAAAAGAUUUCUUCCAUCGGACUCGAGGCUUGCGGACUGUUUGUUCGGCCACUUUAUCUUGGCUUUGACAAAGAACUAGAGCGGAGUUGGGUCGUACAAGAUUCCAUGCGGCGAAUUUGCUAAGCAAUUCAUAAGAAAGAUGAAAGCCCUUAUACAGAGAAUUCGCGGAGAAAGAAAGCCUGCUUUAGUGAGAGAAGACAGGACACCGCUCAAGCAAAAAAUCAGCUAUGGUGUUGGUCAUGUCUUCAACGACUUGUGCAUCCAAGCUUGGUUUAGUUAUAUUCUGAUCUACUUCACAAAAGUUAUCAAACUCUCUCCCGUGAAUGCGGGGUAUAUAUUCGUGGUCUCUCAGAUAGCCGAUGCUAUUUCGACUCCUUUGAUAGGAUACGCUUGCGAUAAACGGAUGUCCAAAAGAAUUGAAAAACGGUACGGCAACAAGAAGAUUUGGCAUCUGAUUGGAAGUGCUGGGAUUGCAUUAAUUUGGCCAUUCCUGUACUCGCCCUGUCCCUAUUGCGGCGAGAAGGCAGAAGAAUGGGUUUUACUAACAUACUACGGAGUAUUAACCGCGUUGUUUAGUUUCUUCUGGCCUAUGGUCGAAAUCAGUCAUUUAUCUUUGAUGCCUAUUGUGGCAAGAAGAGCAAAAGACGCACUAGAGCUGGGAGCGAUCAGAUCCGCUCUGAAGCUCGGAUGUGGAGUAUAUGUGUAUAUCGUGACGUGGAUACUCUUAGGUCAAAAUAGUGAGACAACGAUAGACGAAAGCGUACAAAAACCAUUCACGUAUCAAACAAUUAUUGUUAUCAUCACCGGUGGAUUUUUUGCGAUAUUAUUUCACUGGGGAGUCGAUGAGAUCGGAAGAUCUAAGAAAAUUGAAGAUGAAAAAAAAGCUUUACAAGAAAAACAGUCAUCAAGAACCGAUGAUGCAGAGAAGCAAGCUUUAGAUAAAGAGCUCAACCCCUUGGAAAUAAUCGAGCAUAGUAAAACCAGUCCACCAAAGUCGAUCAAACAGUGGUUCAAAUGUCCUGAUUUCUAUGUGAUGAUGAUCGUUUACUUUACGACACAAAAUGUUGCUAAUUUAGUCCAGUCCUACUUCCCCAUGUACCUCACGGAGACCAUGCAGUUCCCUAAGGAAGCCAUAGCUUACUUCCCUCUCAUCAUCUUGAUUAGUGGUAUUAUCUCUAGCAUGUUGGUCAAACGACUGAACAAAAAAUUCAGCAACAGAGUCAUAUUCUGUUUCGGAUCAGUCUUAGCCAUUAUUUCUGCGGCCUGGUUCUAUUUUAAUCCAAUGGAAACGAGAAACGCCAUUUACGCGCCCACUGUCAUUAUGGGUUGCGGUUAUUCGUUAAUGGUUGUGAUGUCAUUAGCUAUGGUUGCUGAUCUGAUUGGGAACGACAAACAAUCAAGUGGUUUUGUGUACGCAUUCAUGGCAUUCGUCGAUAAAGCGUCCCUGGGAUUAAUCGUACUGGGACUCCAAGAGUAUUACCCUCAUAGUACUGGAGAAUGCAUUGAAUGUCGAGACUAUUUACGACUAGCUUUCGCUGUUCUUCCUGGAGUAGAGGCUCUUAUUGCUUUCGUUGCUGUAGCCUUUUUCUUCCAGAGAACUCCUUUCCAGAAUAUUCGUUCGCCUAAAGAAAAAGAAGACAAAUCAACUGAAUUCGUCUGUGAAUCACCUUACUAUGGAGAAGCAGAUUUCAUCAACAUUCCAUCACUGCGAUCAACCGACGUGUAGAAUUCCAUCACGAUGUGAUAUGACAGGAUAUGACAGCAAACUAAAGGCAAUACUUGGAAAACGUGAACAAGACAAAAAAAUGCCAUAAAUCGAAGGGUUCGUCCAGCACAAUCAUGGAACGAGUUACGACAGAUGGAUAAUAUCAGGAAACUACAACAUCACUGGAACAAAAAUAUUGAUUAUACCAUUAGCAGCAUGGCGUUGAUCAGAUAAUCAGUUCCUAUGGUACCGUGACGUCACAUCCGCUCUUGUCUUCGCAUUCGACCCUCUACAGACUUGAAGAAAAAAAUACUUGAUUUCCAAACAUGUGACAUUUCUAGAAGCUAGAAUGUCUGAAGGGAUAACCAAUUAUGAUUAUUAACCCAUUAAUAUUACCAAGUAUAUCAUAUUGAAACAUUGAUAUGGAAGUUAGUUUAGUAAACUAGAAUAUUAUWAAAAAAAUCGGUUAUAGAUGUUACAUUAGAAAGAAUUCAUAAGCAUACGGAUAAUUAAUACUUAGAUAGUAAGGUUUGUUUUGUCUAGUUCAGGACGACACAGGUUAAAAAACCACCUCAUACCUGGGUGUCGAGCGUGGGUCUGGAAACGAGACUGCCACUGCGCAUGCUGGUGAAAUUGGCGGGAAAAUGGCGCACGCGCGUCAAAAAGCCGAGUGGAUGCUUCUUUUAUAUUACUAAUUGCAGCCUUUUCCACAUACACUGGCGAUAAACAGUCGGUUUAUAUUCGAUGAAUCUUCGUGAAUAUCCGAUCAUGCGCAGUAGGGUUUGUUCUUGUCAUUAUCGAGACUUGAAGCGAAGAAAAUAAUCUUUGGUAUUCGAAGUUAAGAUCUAUUAUUAAAACCAAAUUUUAAAAUCUAGGUUUUUUAAUUAAAAGACGUUCGUGUCUUGUAAUCCAGGCUUCCUUCCAUUCACUACGAGAUAACAUUCAAGUAUAAUAAGUAUAUAUUUAUAUUUCCAUUUCCAUUUCAUUUUGGAAUUUUAAACAUUGAAAAAAUACAUAAAUAGCGGGAAAUGAAAAAAUAGGAAAUGCACUUGGAACAUAGAUAAAGGGAAUAUUCCCAGUAGUAGUAAAACAAUUCUAUUUUAUCAAGCUAAAAAUUAAUAAAAAUUUGAUAUCAAA